Messenger RNA from Capsicum annuum, 819 nucleotides. RefSeq lists its product as uncharacterized. The annotation marks the transcript as partial. The transcript has a single exon. The record is from RefSeq and is a predicted model, not a curated record. Lineage: Eukaryota; Viridiplantae; Streptophyta; Magnoliopsida; Solanales; Solanaceae.
AUGAAUGAUUACUCUUUGUUCAGAAAAUUAGUUGGCACUAGUCAUACUAUUGUGGUUGUUUAUGUGGAUGAUAUUCUCUUGGCUGGUGAUGAUGAAUCUAAAAUUUCUUCUCUCAAGCUUUUCCUGGAUGAUAAGUUCAGAAUUAAGGACCUUGGUCUUAUACAUUAUUUCCUUGGUCUGGAAAUUAUCCAUACUUCGACGAGGUUCUUGGUCAGCCAACAUAAGUUUGCAUUGGAUCUAUUGUCCGAAUUUCACUAUACUAAUGUCAAUCCUGUUGUUUCACCACUUGACCCUCACGUGAAGCUAUCUUCUGAUUCUGGGUAUUUGUUACCUGAUCCUUCUAUGUACAUAAAGUUUGGUGGAAAGCGAAAUUUCCUUCAACACACGAGACCAGACUUGUCUUUUACAGUUCAACAUCUUAGACAGUUCAUGGCUUCUCCCCGAACUACUUAUCUCACUGCUGCUCAUCAUGUUUUGGAAUAUUUGGCUGGUACUCCUCGUUUGGGACUUCUCCUCAAUAACUCCUCCGAUUUUUCUCUCCAAGGCUAUUGUGAUUCUGAUUGGGCCAGCUGUGUUGCAACCCGUAGAUCUGUUUCAGGAUUUGUUCUAUUCCUUGGACGCUGUCAUAUCUCUUGGAAGUCCAAGAAGCCGCCCACCAUUGCUUUAUCAACAGCUGAGGCAGAAUACAAUUCCUUAAGGCUCGUAGUUGCUGAAAUUACCUGGCUGGUUCGUUUAUUUGCUGAAUUGGGUGUUCAUGAUCUGACUCCUGUACAUGUGUUCUGUGAAUGUCAUGCAGCUGUCCACAUUGCCAAGAAUCCU